AUGCCAGCUCAACCUGAAGCUAGGCGAAGCAGCCGUUGCGGGAGGCCCGACCAGCCCAGCCCAGCCCAGCCCAGCCCAGCCCGACUCAAGUCGCUGCAUCUGCAGGGUGGCGGCAGCGCCUCCAAAACAUUGGCCGCUGAGCUGGCGGACAGUGCGACAUGGCGGUACUUUGACGAAAAUACCUACCCGCCAAGCCCCAAGUACCCUCUCUCGCUGCUCCCUUCCCUCUCGCCCCCCACCUUUUUUGCGCCCACCUUCUUGCGCAUUCAAACCUUGAACCAAUCUUUUCCCUUCAGACUCUCCCCCCUUUUGCCUCUUCAACAAUCUCCAGUCUCAGCUCACCUGACGCGAAUCUUCGUUCUUUCAUCAUCCGUCACGCCAGCCCAAGACUCAAGCCGCCUUUCCCAUAACCGCCUCCCAAGCCUCCGAGCCGCCGGCCACCAGCUACAAAAACCCUUCACAACCCCGCCGAGUCUUUCUCCCGCCAAAACACCUCAACCAGAUCGUCGCCUUUUCGCAGCCGCCGGUCCAAACCCUCUCCUCUCACCCAAACACCUUUUUCCCACGAGACACCCCGGAACAUCCGAGUUUAUGUCCAUCGAAAAUCUCAAGACCUUCGACCCCUUCGCCGAAGCCGACGACGACACCGGUGAUACCAAAAAGGUCGAGAAUCACAUCCAUAUCCGUAUUCAACAGCGCAAUGGUCGCAAGUCUCUGACCACUGUCACUGGUCUUCCUGCUAAGUUCGAUCCCGGCAAGAUUCUGACCUUCUUCAGGAAGGAAUUCGCUUGCAAUGGCAACAAGGUCAAUGACGAAAAGGCUGGCGAGGUGAUCCAGCUUCAAGGUGACCAACGCAAGAAGGUCAUGGAUUUCCUCGUUGACAAGAAGGCCGGUCUCGGUCUCAACCCCGAUAACAUCACCGUUCACGGUGCUUAA
Molecule: messenger RNA, 936 nt
Organism: Trichoderma gamsii
Lineage: Eukaryota; Fungi; Ascomycota; Sordariomycetes; Hypocreales; Hypocreaceae
Product: translation initiation factor SUI1
Exons: 6
Coding region: 1-936 (311 amino acids)
Biological process (GO): translational initiation
Cellular component (GO): eukaryotic 43S preinitiation complex
Molecular function (GO): RNA binding; translation initiation factor activity; ribosomal small subunit binding
Source: RefSeq, a predicted model, not a curated record